CGCAGUCGUUUGCCGAUCAGUUUAAAUAUUUUACUACGUGUUGAAGUACUUAUUGAAAAUGCUCAAGUAUCUGAUCGUGUGUCUGGCUCUCUGUUCUUUGGUCUUUGCCGAUGGAGAAUGGGUGCCCAAAACGGCCGAAGAAAUUAGGGCGAUACGUGUCGAGUGCCUUAAAGAGCAUCCUUUGGGAACCGAGCAGAUCAACAAGCUAAAGCAAGUGGAAUUCCCCGAUGAGCCCGAGGUACGCGAGUAUCUUCUGUGCUCGGCGGUUAAGUUGGAUAUCUUCUGCACCCAUGAAGGCUACCAUGCAGAUCGUCUGGCAAAGCAGUUCAAGAUGGAUCUGACCGAGGAGGAGGCCCUUCAAAUUGCCCAAGGCUGUGUGGACAGCAACGCCCAGAAGAGUCCGGCUGAUGUGUGGGCUUUCCGUGGUCACCAGUGCAUGAUGUCCAGCAAAAUUGGCGAAAGAGUUAGGUCUUACAUUAAGGCCAGACAGGCUGAGAGGGCUGCCAAGGCUUAAAACCAAUAAAUGUAUACGGUGUUUGGCUUUGUGCUAGAACGCAA
Drosophila innubila is the source of this 558-nucleotide messenger RNA. RefSeq names its product general odorant-binding protein 99a (gene Obp99c). The transcript has 2 exons. The record is from RefSeq and is a predicted model, not a curated record. The coding region runs from base 59 to 514 and encodes 151 amino acids. Gene Ontology annotation, molecular function: odorant binding. NCBI's taxonomy places the organism in Eukaryota, Metazoa, Arthropoda, Insecta, Diptera, Drosophilidae. Gene Ontology annotation, biological process: sensory perception of smell.